This is a messenger RNA of Setaria italica (foxtail millet), 2473 nucleotides long. Its product is annotated as C2 domain-containing protein At1g53590-like. The record is from RefSeq and is a predicted model, not a curated record. NCBI's taxonomy places the organism in Eukaryota, Viridiplantae, Streptophyta, Magnoliopsida, Poales, Poaceae. Gene Ontology annotation, molecular function: lipid binding.
AUGGACAUCACGGAGGUCACGGUGGUGCACCACGCCGCGCUCGUGCUGGCAGCGCUCUGGGCCGCCGCGUCCGCUGGCUGGGCGCACCCGGCGCUCUUCCUCGUCGCGCUCCUCUACAUCUUCGCGGUGAAUGAAAGGUACACAAUGAGACUGAGGAGGAGGCUACAGUACGAGGAGAGGAAAUGCUCUAACCAGAGAAAGCUUCUCUCUGAUGCAGAAACUGUAAGGUGGUUAAAUUAUGCUGUGGAAAAGAUUUGGCCAGUUUGCAUGGAGCGGGUUGCAUCCCAGCAGUUCCUUUUGCCCAUAUUCCCGUGGUUCCUAGAGAAGUUCAAACCAUGGACGGCAAGGAAAGCAGUUAUCCAAAGCCUUUACCUUGGUAGGAACCCGCCAAUGUUUACAGAUAUUAGGGUUGUUAGACAAUCAACUGAUGAUGAUCACUUGGUUCUGGAGAUAGGGAUGAAUUUUCUUGCAGCUGACGAUAUGGAUGCUCGAAUGGCUGUGCAACUAAGGAAGAGAGUAGGAUUUGGCAUAACAGCAAAUAUGCAUAUAACUGGGAUGCAUGUUGAAGGGAAGGUUCUGGUAGGGGUGAGGUUUCUGCAACAGUGGCCAUUCAUUGGGCGUGUAAGAGUGUGCUUUGUUGAGCCUCCAUACUUCCAAAUGACAGUGAAACCUUUAUUCGGUCAUGGGCUUGAUGUAACUGAGCUCCCAGGAAUUUCUGGAUGGCUUGACAGGAUGUUGGAUGUUGCGUUUGGACAGACCCUUGUUGAGCCAAACAUGCUAGUUAUUGAUCUGGAGAAGUUUGCCUCGGAACCAACAGAGAACUGGUUUAGUGUUGAUGAGAAGCCACCUAUUGCACAUGCUCGGGUGGAGAUCCUGGAAGGUGCUGACAUGAAGCCAUCCGAUCCAAACGGACUAGCUGAUCCAUAUGUGAAAGGCCAUCUUGGACCCUACCAUUUUCAGACGAAGAUCCAUAAGAAAACUCUUAACCCGAAAUGGCUCGAGGAGUUUAAAAUACCAAUCACUUCAUGGGAAGCACUCAAUCUUCUUUCUCUUCAAGUCCGAGAUAAGGAUCCCAUCUUUGAUGACACUCUGGGUGAUUGUUCCAUAAGCAUCAACAAAUUAAGAGGUGGACAAAGGCAUGAUAUAUGGAUUUCACUGAAGAACAUAAAGACAGGGAGGAUUCACAUUGCAGUAACUGUGCUUGAAGAAGAAAAUGAAAAGGUUCUUAAUGAUGAAGAGGAGCAGGGUGGAACACCCAAAGUGGGCAAAGCUAGCACACCGAGGUCAAGCUUUUCAUCGAGGACCAAUAACGAAAGUGAGUCCUCCGAGGAAUUCCAGAAGAUGUCUGAUGAAUUUGAGCCUGUUGACAUUGAAGGGUCAGAAAAGCCUGAUGUUUGGGUACAUCGCCCGGGCAGCGACGUCACUAGUACAUGGGAGCCCCGGAAAGGCCGUCCUCGGUGCCAGGAUUCCAAAAUCCAGCGGGAGAAUGAUGCUUGCAGCGAUAGCCCAAGGUCAUCAGUGUCAGAAUCUCAAAGAAGCGACUCCAGUACCGAAGAACCCACGGGUGGUAGAUCGCACCGUCACCUCCGCAAGGUCAAGAAGGGUUUGGGCAAGCUAGCUGGAGCAGUGUUCCAUCGGAGCCCCAAGAAUGAGACCGAUGAUGACGCUUCCCCAUGCGUGACACCCCACCCAAACAUUCAGCCUGUUGGAGAAAGCAGGGUGUCAGUAACAUAUGUGGUCGAUCAAGAUCCUGGGAGCAACAGAAAGGGUACGGUAACAGAUGAGGAGCAGCACUCAAGCCCUGAGAGGGAGGAGCCGAACAGUCCGACCAAGAGGCACCUGAGGAAGAAGGCAGCUCACAUGGUCAAACAUGCGGGCAAAACCACCGCCCAUAACCUGAAGAGCAUGUUCAGCAGGAAGGGCCUAGAUAAGAGCAAGGAAGAGUGCCAAAAUGAUGAGGAAGGUGAUGUGGUUGCGAUGAAAAUAACGGGAUGGCAGCUGAUCCUCCUGUACCGAGCAACGAUGCCGUAGAUGCGCCAGAGUCUGUAGCUGAUGGCAAAGACAAGGUGCAGUGAAACGUAGUCUGUGUUCUGCUGUAUAUGCAAAUAGCCAUGGUCUGAGCCUGCGUAGGAUGGUAGGUACUAGUUACCACUUACCAAAUAGUCCCCUAGCAACCAACAUAGACAUACAACAGGAUAUAAGGCGUUAAGAAAAAAAAAAGACAUAGACGUCAGAUCUUGAGAAGUGCUAGGCUGGUCGUCGAGGGUUCCUGAGUGUCCUUGAUCUAUAUGGUUUCUGUUGUGUAUUCAGGACUCGAGGAACUUGUGUAAAUACAUGUAGAUUUUGGAAGAGUUCUUUUAUGGCUCAAUUGAAUCCAAGAGUUCCAAGUUUAGCGCAUGUCAGCCUAACAGGUGGCAACAGUUUCUUGGAACAAGUACAAACACGAAAUCAAGUAUGUCAAAUUUGUUGUGUA